AUGUCAUAUAUAAAUAUUCCAAGGGAUCGAAAUGAUCCCAAUUAUAGAUAUAAAAUGCCCAAAUUAAUUUCGAAGAUUGAAGGUAGGGGGAAUGGAAUAAGAACGAACAUUGCGAAUAUGGGGGAAAUAGCUAGAUCUUUAAAACGUCCACCUAUGUAUCCAACUAAAUUUUUUGGUUGUGAAUUAGGAACUAUGGUGAAAUUUGAAGAAAAUGAAGAAAAAGCUAUUGUUAAUGGGGCACAUAAAGAAAAGGAUUUGGUUAAUAUUUUAGAUAAAUUUAUUGAGAUGUAUGUUCUUUGUCCUCAUUGUCUAUUACCAGAAACAGAUAUUAUUGUUAAAAAAGGUUUUUUAAUUUGCAAAUGUAAUGCAUGUGGAAAUAUAGGAGAACUAAAUAAUUCUCAUAAAAUUGCUACUUAUAUGAUAAAAAAUCCUCCUUUAAUUAGCACUGUAGGAAAUAAAAAAAAGAAAAUUAAAGAAAAGAAAGUAGAAAAGAAUGGAAAAAAUAAAAAUGAAAAAAUUGAAAAAAAUGAAGAAAAUAAAAAUGGGAUAAAUUCAGGAGCAGAUAUUGAAGGAUCUGAAGAGAUAGACACAGAUAAAAGUAAUCAGAAUACUAAAAAGGAGAAGAAAAAUAAGAAAAAAGAUAAAAAAAAGAAAGCAGAAGAUAACUUCGUUUUAGAAAAAGAAGCAUUAAAUUUUGAAAGUCCUGAAAUAAAAGAAGUUAUAGAUAGGUUAAGAAGUUUAUUUGAAGCUAACCCUAAAAUUAGUGAUAAUACAUUUUCGGAAGAACUAAGGGUUUUACAAGUAUCUCAAUGUUUUGAUUCCAAAUGUAGAAUUUUUAUUUGCUUAUGUUCAUUAUUUGAUGAUAAAAUAACUAAAGAAUUGUUAGAAAAAAAUAUAAGAUAUUUAAAAAAAAUUAACGAUACUUCUGUAACAAUUAAAGAUAUUUUUCUUGCCUUAGAAUAUUAUGUAAAUAAAAUAGCUGUCAACUCUAUUCAUAUUUAUCCAUAUAUAUUACAAGUUUUAUACAACAAUGAUAUAUUUGAAAGUAAAGAUAUUAUUAAAAGAUACGAUGAAAAUGAUAAUGAAAUACAAGAUCAAGUCAAUGAAGAUGAUUAUGUAAAUAAAUUUUAUAUUGAAUGUUAUAGCAAAUGUAAAAAUAUGGCUAAACCUUUUGUUAGUUGGUUAAAAGAAAAUGAUUCAGAUACUGAGUCAGAAGAAGAAAAUGUAAACAACAACGUUGUUAAAAAUAAUAUUAUAAAUUAUAAAGUAAAAUCAUUAGGUAAUAAUGAAGGAAAAAGUAAUAAGGAAAAUAAUAAUUGUUCUAAUGAAAAUGACAAGGUUUUUGAAGAUUCUAAAAGUGAAAAAUGUGAUGAUGAAAUAUUUUUAGAUGCAAAAGAUGGUAUAAAUUAUACAGGGGAUGAAGAAGAAAUUGACAUUGAUGCCAUUUAA
Plasmodium gallinaceum is the source of this 1449-nucleotide messenger RNA. Its product is annotated as eukaryotic translation initiation factor 5, putative. Gene Ontology annotation, cellular component: cytosol. The record is from RefSeq and is a predicted model, not a curated record. The transcript has a single exon. Gene Ontology annotation, biological process: formation of translation preinitiation complex; formation of cytoplasmic translation initiation complex; translational initiation. The coding region runs from base 1 to 1449 and encodes 482 amino acids. NCBI's taxonomy places the organism in Eukaryota, Apicomplexa, Aconoidasida, Haemosporida, Plasmodiidae. Gene Ontology annotation, molecular function: GDP-dissociation inhibitor activity; eukaryotic initiation factor eIF2 binding; translation initiation factor activity.